AUGAUCACAAGGGAAUAUGUCUUCCUGUUUCUGGUGGGAACCUGUUUCCUGUUGGACUACAGCUCCCAGACCCCCCUGCAAGCUGAGCUCCAAAGCAGGACUAAGGCUGGAGCGAUGUCAGCCAGGGGGGGGGGCGGAGGUAAGAGAAUGAGGGCUUUGGGGGACGUCCCGUCUCUGGAAGACGGGACGAGGCUGGGGAGACGUGGGAGGUGGAAGCUCCAGCGGAACAAGAGAGGAUGGGUGUGGAACCAGUUCUUCGUCCUGGAGGAGUACAUGGGCUCUGAUCCACAGUAUGUUGGAAAGCUCCACUCAGACAUGGACCAUGGAGACAGCGCAGUGAAGUACACUCUGUCAGGAGAGGGGGCGGGGUCUAUCUUCAACAUUGACCAGAUCACAGGAGAUAUCCAUGCUCUGGUGGGGCUGGACAGGGAGGUAAAGUCGUACUACACACUGAAGGCCCAGGCGGUUGACAUGCACACAGGCCUCCCUCUGGAGCCUCAGUCUGAGUUCAUCAUCAAGGUGCAGGACAUCAACGACAACGAGCCACGGUUUCCCGACGCUCCCUACAGCGCAAACGUUCCCGAGAUGUCUCCAACAGGAACCUAUGUGACCCAGGUGACAGCCACAGAUGCAGAUGACCCCACGUACGGUAACAGCGCCCGCAUCGUGUACAGCAUCCUUCACGGCCAGCCGUACUUCUCUGUGGACCCCAAGACAGGAGUGAUCAGGACUGCUCUGGCCAACAUGGACCGGGAGAUAAAAGGGGACUACCAGGUUCUCCUCCAGGCCAAGGACAUGGGAGGUCUGCUGGGGGGGCUGGCCUCCACCACCACCAUCAACGUUACCCUUGGAGACGUCAACGACAACCCGCCUCGCUUCGCUAAGAGUAUUUUCCACCUGCGGGUGCCAGAGUCUGCGUCCGUGGGCUCGGCAGUCGGAGGGAUUCGAGCCUACGACCCGGAUGCUGGUGCCAAUGCAGAGGUGGAUUAUACCAUUGUUCCAGGAGAAGAGGGCAACAUGUUUGACAUCAUCUCUAGUGGCCAAAGUCAAGAGGGAAUUGUAGUCUUGAAAAAGACUCUUGACUAUGAAACCAAGAAGUCGUACACCUUCAAGGUGGAGGCGUCCAACGCUCAGCUGGACCCCCGUUUCCUCCACCUGGGGCCCUUCAGGGACUCUGCGACAGUGAAGGUGAGCGUCCUGGACGUGGACGAGCCCCCUGUGUUCGUCCAGCCGUCCUACUCUCUGGAGGCGUACGAGGACACGCCCCCAGGGACCAUCGUCGGCUCGGUGACGGCGCAGGACCUGGACGCCAGCAGCAGCGCCGUCAGGUAUUCCUUGGAGUGGCAGACAGAGUCCGACAGCUGUUUUGACAUUGACACUGUUGAAGGAACCAUUUCCACCAAUGACUUUCUGGACAGAGAGACAGCAGAUCAGCACAUUAUCACUGUUGUGGCAACCAAAGUCAGUAACCCCACGCUGUCCACUAAAGCCCCGGUGACAGUGGACGUACUGGACGUGAACGAGUUCCCCCCCGAGCUGGCCCCCCCCUCACAGACAUUUGUGUGUGAAGACUCCAGAGUGGGACAGGUGAUCCAGACGCUGAGCGCCCUGGACAGAGACCGCCCCCCCGUGGGACAGAGGUUCUUCUUCAAGGCCCCCAAAGAGCUGCGCAACAGGAACUUCACUGUGCGGGACUUUGGAAACAACACGGCUGGCAUCGUGACUCGACGCUCGGGCUUCCAGCGGCGGCUGCAGGAGGUUUAUGUUCUUCCUGUGGUGGUGGAGGACAGCGGGUACCCUGCCCAGAGCAGCACCUCCACCCUCACCAUCAGAGUGUGUUCCUGCGGGGCGGGGGGCUCGCUGCUCGCCUGCUCCGCCGAGGCCGUCUUCCUGCCUGCGGGUCUCAGCACCGGAGCUCUGAUGGCCGUUCUGUUGUGUGUGGCUCUGCUGAUCGUCAUUGCAGCAUUAUACAUGGGCCAGAGACGCCGCAAAGAGAAAGAGACUCUGAUGACAUCAAAAGAGGACAUCCGCGAUAAUGUUAUUCACUAUGACGACGAAGGUGGCGGCGAGGCUGACACUCACGCAUUCGAUAUGGGCACUCUGCGCAACACACACUCCCAGCGCACCAGCGCUCACAGCAGCAUCUCCAAGAAGGAGAAGAACGGCUAUGGAGACGGCGUCCUGCUGCAUCUCAGCAGCCGCGUCGACAACGUACGGUCACCUGACAUCCACCGUCAGACAGCCAGUGUCAUCGCUGCCAAGAACAACAAGGCGCCGCCAACCCCUCCCCGCGGCAAAGUGACUGAAGGCGAUGCUAUAAUGAUCAGGGAGUUCAUCACACAACGGUUGGAGGAGAGUGAGCAGGGUUACGCCGCCCCACCCUAUGAUUCGUUGGCGACAUACGCCUACGAGGGUUGCGGCUCGGUGGCUGGCUCGCUCAGCUCCAUAGAGGAGUCCUGGGUUAUUGACGAUUCGGGGGAAUUUAGCUCCCUUGGUGACUGGGGACAGCCGUUUAAAGCCCUGGCUAGCAUCAUGGACAUGAAACCGUCUACUCUGACUGAGGAGAGCUGAGAGGGAGCUGCAUGGCAAAGACAAUUUGGGAGGCCGGGUGGGAAUUAGCUUACUUUUUCUAAUCAUGUUUUUUACUGUGACAGGCACUGGCUUUAUAGAAUAUGUUUAUGUGAAGUUGUGGACUGGCUCGAGAAUUUAGCUACA
Messenger RNA from Trematomus bernacchii (emerald rockcod), 2715 nucleotides. RefSeq names its product cadherin-12-like. Gene Ontology annotation, biological process: homophilic cell-cell adhesion; multicellular organism development; cell-cell junction assembly. Gene Ontology annotation, molecular function: cadherin binding; calcium ion binding. The record is from RefSeq and is a predicted model, not a curated record. Lineage: Eukaryota; Metazoa; Chordata; Actinopteri; Perciformes; Nototheniidae. Gene Ontology annotation, cellular component: catenin complex; adherens junction; plasma membrane.